Molecule: messenger RNA, 3065 nt
Organism: Eriocheir sinensis (Chinese mitten crab)
Lineage: Eukaryota; Metazoa; Arthropoda; Malacostraca; Decapoda; Varunidae
Product: chitooligosaccharidolytic beta-N-acetylglucosaminidase-like
Exons: 10
Coding region: 223-2169 (648 amino acids)
Biological process (GO): ganglioside catabolic process; carbohydrate metabolic process; glycosaminoglycan metabolic process
Cellular component (GO): membrane
Molecular function (GO): beta-N-acetylhexosaminidase activity
Source: RefSeq, a predicted model, not a curated record
GCUAUGGUUACCCUCGCAACCCACGACAGUUUCCUUAAUAGAAAUGCCACCCCUCUCCCUCUCUCUCGCUUCCCCUUCCCGAACAGCUGUUCAAGGAUUGCGUAGCCCCCGUAGUGGGUCGUCGGAGAUGUUGCCGAUCCUAUAGAGUCGUUGAUCCUAUUCUAAGUGAUAUGUGAACACCAUAGCAGGACAUGGUUAAGGCUAAUAUAUGGGGCGUAUGAUAUGGGAGCUACGCCAGGCCUCAGCGCUCAACUCCGUCGUUUACAGAAGAAAAACAUGAGGUUGUGGAGGUGGUUGAGGAGGCCCAGGAUGAAGAUGGUGGUGAUGUCAGGAGUGGUGGUGAUGGUGGUGGUGGUGGUGAUGACGUUGAUGAGAGGGGCUGAGGCCAAUUUCUUGCUACCAUCUCCCUGGGGUUACAAAUGCGUCAACCAAACCUGCACCAAAAAGCUGUAUGACGGCAUCUCUCCGCUCACCUCCCUCAACCAAUGCAAGCUGACCUGUGGCGCGGCUGGUGUCCUAUGGCCCCUCCCCUCUGCCGUGACCCUGGGGAAGGAGGUCGUCCAGUUCCUGCCCGACAAAGUGACCCUAUUGCCGUCCUGCCAAGGUGAAGCAUGCGACCUCUUGCGGGAAGCUUUUGGGAUCUUUCGGGACAACUUGGAACACCUCAACCCGAGUUAUAGGCCUAAGGAGCGGAAGGCGACGUGGACGGUAGUUACAGGACAUCAUUUGACGCCCCAAGACCUAGUGGUGAAGGUGGUGAUCUCAAGUCCCGACCCCAGGCUGACUCUGUCCACCAAUGAGGGGUACCAGCUGUUACUCUCCACAGCUGGCGGCGUCACCAGUGCCACGAUAUCAGCCGGGACCUUCUAUGGCGCUCGGCACGGACUGGAGACUCUGACACAGCUGAUUGAGUACAUGGACUCUGGCUACCUAGGAAUUGUCACGAGUGCCUCAAUAAGAGAUGCCCCAGCCUACCCUUACCGAGGCCUGCUCAUUGACACCUCCAGGAACUUCAUCAGCAUAGCGGCACUUAAACGUACUCUUGACGGAAUGGCGGCCAACAAGCUCAACACCUUACACUGGCACAUCACGGACUCCCACUCCUUCCCGGUCAAGCUGGACUCCCUCCCGAACAUGGCAUACUACGGUGCCUACUCCCCCAGUCAGACCUACUCCCCGCUCCAGGUCAAAGAGGUCAUCCGCUACGCCCAGGUCAGGGGCAUACGCGUCCUGCCGGAGUUUGACGCGCCGGCCCAUGUCGGACACGGAUGGGAGUGGGGGGAGUUGCAAGGCCUCGGGAAGCUGGCAGUGUGCGUUGCCAGGGAACCAUGGCAAGAGUACUGUGUCGAACCUCCCUGCGGCCAGCUCAACCUCGCUAACCCCAACAUCUAUAGUGUAUUGGGCACCCUAUACAAGGAUCUGGUCAACAUGUUCGCCCCUAUUGACCUCUUUCACUAUGGAGGAGAUGAGGUCAACCUCAACUGCUGGAACACAACGGAUGAGAUCACCUCCUGGAUGAUUGCUAACGGAUACGGGCUGAAUGCGGAUGCCUAUUACCAGCAGUGGAGUGUCUUCCAGGAACGGUCUCGGCAACUCCUCACUGCUGCCAACCAAGGUGUCGAGGUGCCAGGAAUUCUAUGGACGAGUCACUUGACGGAGGCCGGCCGAGCACACCGAUUCCUCAACGCAUCGCAAUAUAUCAUACAGAUCUGGACCACGGGCGCCGACCCCCUCAUCGCGGAACUCCUGAACAAAGGCUAUCGGGUUAUAUUCAGUAAUUACGACGCGCUGUAUUUUGACUGUGGGUUCGGGGCAUGGGUCGGCGAAGGGAACAACUGGUGCAGCCCAUAUAUAGGGUGGCAGAAGGUCUAUGAUAAUGACCCCCAUGCAAUCGCCCUCAACCUCACCGGCUCAAAACAUGUCAACCUGAUUCUUGGUGGAGAGGCAGCGCUGUGGACUGAGCAAGUGGAUGACAGUAAUAUGGACACCAAGCUAUGGCCCAGGGCGUCUGCGAUGGGUGAGCGGCUGUGGAGCAAUCCGUCGACCGGUUGGCGUGCGGCUGAAUCCCGUCUCAUCCACCAUCGGCAGCGUCUCAUUCAGCGUGGAGUGCCGGCAGAGAGGAUCCAACCCCAGUGGUGCCACCAGAAUGAGGGUCUAUGUUACCUGUAGUGUGUGUGUGUGUUUGUGUUGGUUAGGUUGGUUUGUUACUGUUACUGUUUGUUCUUGUUUGUUAGUGCAUGUCUUUGUUUUAACCCCUUGAACACGGGGACACAUACACUCACCCUCGCCGCCCUGGUAUGAUAUCCGAGGACACAUGUAUGCUGUGUCCUGGAUGACUUCUCUGGGAAUCAUGUAAAUUUUUCCCGGAUAUUGUACGAGAGCUUUCAGAAUAUGGGUCCUGCAUGAUACAACAGCAUAGCUUUCAUUAUUAAUACAUAGGAAUGUGAGUUGCCUAUAUCAGGGGAGGCAGCCCAUUGAUGCACCCUGCUGGUCCAUGCUGUGUCAAGUGGUAUUUUACACACUCUAAUUUCUCCCCUCUCCUGCACUUCUCCUCCCCACAAGCCUAUCUACCCAUCACUGCUAAAAUAAGGGAGUAAAUUUCAGUGAAUAAAUGAUCAACACAGUACUGCAUAUCUUGUAAGUUUAUGUAUCCACCUCAAUAUUAUUAGUGAAUUUGUGUUUGUCUUCAUGCGCCAUUUAAUUACCCUUAUGCUGAUAUAUAAUACAUGAUGGUUAUGUUUAGCUUUAUGGCUUAAGUCUAGGUAUAUUCAGUGGUGACGUUUAAAAAUUGGUGCGCACGGCAUUCUCAGAUAUGCCUCAAGGCUUGCUCUCAGCCCGGCCGUGUCCAAGGGGUUAAAUGUACACUGUAAAACCUUUGUGUUGUAGUAUGUGUUGGAUUGUAGAGGUUGACGUAAACAUUAUUAUUAUUAUUAUUAUUAUUAUUAUUAUUAUUAUUGUUAUUCUGUGUAGUUUGUGUUGUGUUCCUGCUUGUUAACUUAAAGAAUGUUGUAGUGUAGCUGUUAGUAGUUAAAUGUUGUUAUUAUUAUUAUUAUUAUUAUUAUUAU